This is a messenger RNA of Arabidopsis arenosa, 1799 nucleotides long. The record is from the annotation of a GenBank genome assembly. NCBI's taxonomy places the organism in Eukaryota, Viridiplantae, Streptophyta, Magnoliopsida, Brassicales, Brassicaceae.
AGGGAUUCCUCAGGCGAUUCCGGCGUUGAUGAGGAAUCCAUGGUCCAUGGCGCUUCAUCCGUGGUCCGUUGCACCUUACCGGCGAGGUCACCAGAUCGGAAUCAAGGGAGUUCGUGGCGGGGAGAAGCUUCUGCGGGAUGCUCCGGUAUGAGCUCUACUGGAUGUGUGGCUUUGCAGAGUGAAGAAGGAGGUUUUCAGCGUUUAAGGAGAAAGGUCGGCGCUCUACGGUGGCGGUUUGGUAAUGGUCCUGUGUUGCCUUUUCCGUUCGACUCUCGUCUUCCUGGGCUCGCCGGUGGUCCUGUUCCGGUGAGUAUCUGCAGUUUCGUGGGAAGACGGCUUAGAUCGGGAAUGAGAGUUUCCGUGAAUCAGAAAUCAUCAAUCAUUCAGGAGGUGAAAGGAAUCAUUAUUUGGUCCCCUACUUCUCCCCUUGACUUUGGUGGCCUCUUUAGCCCCAGGUCCUCUUCAUUUGGCCUCCGCAACAAAUGGCUUUCUGACAAAGUUGGCCUUUCUCUUCUGAGCUCCAGCCUCGAUCUAGGCCACGAGGCUUCAUUCAGAAGGGACUACAUUGUGCUUUCCCCUCAGAUCAAGCCUAAGAGCUACGUCGCUCCUUCAUUGUCUGUUGCGGUAAACAUUCAAUCCGACCUCAUUGUGGAGGAACCAAGGAGAUCAAGCUCAUCCCCUAUGGAUAUCAUCUCCACACAGGCUUACUCUCGCUCGCUGGCUCUCUCUGAGGACUAUACCUGUAUAAUUUCUCAUGGACCAAACCCAAAAACAACUCAUAUAUUUGGCGACUGCAUUCUGGAUUGUGACCCCAAGGAAGAUAUUGAGAUGCAGGAAGAAGGGGAUGAUGAUUCAGUGCCUAGCACAGGAAAACCUCAAGAUCAUAUUGACAGAAUGAACAACAGGGCAGAAAAGGAAAAUGAGAAGGCCGGUGUUGAAGAUUCAUCUCCACGAUCAAGUUACAAGGAGGAGGAACUGGCUUUUGUUGCGUUACCGUCUCCGAGGAAGGAAGUUGGCUGUAUCAUUGAGAAUUAUCGAUCUGGUGAAUCUCUAGCUGUGCCGAUUCAGCGGAUCCGGUUUGAUCUCCCUUUGGCGAAUCUAGGCUUGCGUGAUUCUUACUUAGCAAUGUUCUAUGGCACAGCUGUAUGGGACCCUUGGCUUAUCGUUGGCCAGAUUAUUUGCCUCCAGUGCUCUUACUAUCUCACUCUUGGUCUCUUCACCAUGGUCUUUCUUGGCCUUCGUGUUCCUCGCCUUAGUCUUGUCUACUUCUUCGAUUACGCUACUCUCACUACUUCCACCUUCACUGGUUGGUGUGUCAUUGCCUCUUUCCUCUUCUCUUCACUCGCUGGGGCUGUCUACAUGAUAUUUUUGGUGGAACGAGCACGCAAAUGCUUAGAUUUCUCUGCAACUCUCUACAUCAUUCAUCUCUUCUUCUGCAUCUUGUAUGGCGGAUGGCCUUCCUCUAUGGCUUGGUGGGUUGUUAAUGGAACCGGACUCGCUGUUAUGGCUUUGCUCGCUGAGUACUUGUGCAUUAAACGCGAACAGCGAGAGAUUCCCAUGGAUCGGUUCCAUUCAAGGGUUUGAAGAUUGGUGUAUGAACAAGUGAUGAAGAUUCUUGUAUCAGGGCGGGCGACUCAUAGAGCCUACUAGUACUCUUAACAAUUGUGAUGUACAGAGAUGAAAUCAGAGGAGUAGAAUGGGCAAAAAGAACUUGAGCCAGCCAAGUAACCAUGUUGAAGCACCAGCUCUGACUGACUGCAGUUUUGUAGUGACCUCAAAAAUUAAGACAUUGGAAUACG